This is a messenger RNA of Clunio marinus, 261 nucleotides long. NCBI's taxonomy places the organism in Eukaryota, Metazoa, Arthropoda, Insecta, Diptera, Chironomidae. The record is from the annotation of a GenBank genome assembly.
AUGAAAGCGCUCGUCGUGUCCAUAAUAAGCCACAAUUCUGGUAUGAUCACUUUCGCUUUCUCGAAUAAUCUGUUACCAAAAAAAAAGCGACAUCAGAAUAUUAUUUCAGCUACACAGCAGACGGUAUUCGGUUUUUUAACGGAGGGAAACCUGAAAUACAUUCAUGAGAACGAAAAAAAAAUAACAAAAAUUUCGAGUUUCACGAGUUUUUCUAGCACGCCGCACGUGGUAACAAGUGUCUGGAAGCGCGAGAAAAGUUAA